AUGGAGGAGUUCUUAACAGAGAGAGAUCACGAAGAGACUGACUCAAAACUAAGAAAAAUCUCUUCAAAAUCCACCAGACGAAUGGUCACUGGAGUCUCAAGUAGCUGGAAGGAUCUAGAAGCAGAUCAAACGACUAGAAUGACACCAUGUGUCAAGAUCCAGUUAAAUAAAUUGCCAAACCCUGAACAAAUUAAGGGUAAAAAAUAUUGUAAGUGGCAUAAUGCAUGGUCACAUUUGACUAACAAUUGCUUGGUUUUCCGCCAUGUAUUGCAGGAUGCCAUUGAAUCAGGACGAAUUACGUUCGAUGAUAAGAAGAAGAUGGCAAUGAACGAAAAUCCUUUCCCUCAGCCACUUGGAAUAAACAUGGUGACAUCUGGAUUUAAAAACAAGUUGCCAAAAUUCAAGUUGGUCAUAGAUGAAGGAGAAGAGGAUCCUAGACCACAUCCCAGCGUAUUUGAACGAAUCAAGGGGAAAGAACCAAAAAAGGACAAGGACGUCCUGUGUGCAAGGUGUAAAAGAGAAGUGAAUGGAAAUAUAGAGAAACCAGGAACAUGGCAGCAUCCUCAUCCGACUAACCCACGCGAAACAACUAAAGUCAGCUAG
This is a messenger RNA of Olea europaea var. sylvestris, 603 nucleotides long. RefSeq lists its product as uncharacterized. NCBI's taxonomy places the organism in Eukaryota, Viridiplantae, Streptophyta, Magnoliopsida, Lamiales, Oleaceae. The record is from RefSeq and is a predicted model, not a curated record. The coding region runs from base 1 to 603 and encodes 200 amino acids. The transcript is spliced from 3 exons.